AUAAAAAAAGAAGACAAAGGACAUGCCAUAUCUAUCAAUAAUUUAUCUCUAGCUUUGUUGAAUUAAUUAAGGUCAUCAUUAGCAGUGGUCCACAUUAUACCCCCUCGACAUCGUCAGCAUUUGAAGUAAACUUGGUUGUUUCUUCUUCAGUUCUGAGCGAUCUUCCUUCCUCUCUGCUUCUGUGUUUCCAAAUUCCUGUUGGCUUUUGUUUAUAUUUACAAAACCCCAUUUCCGAGUUUCACCUGCAAUCCUUAAUCUUGUGAGCUUUUUGCUUAAUCAUCCUGUCUUUUUUUUUUUUCAACGUCAUACUGUGAUUUCGGGAAUAGUUCUCUUGCAAAGGCGUUGGAUAUUCAGUUUGGUUCCCUUUGUUCCUUCAAGUUCUUUGGGAGCUACCAAAAGUUUGGUAUCAUUUUGGGGGUGUAUCCUGAGACCUCGAACUGUGUUCCAUAGCUUAUCUCAUUUGCUGGUUUUGUACGUAUUGCUGAGUAUUUUUCUUUUCUGAGAAUUGGGGCUGGUGAUGAUCUGAAAUUGUGGCAGUUUAGAGAUGGAUGUAGCCAAGGACCUUACUGCUGGCACAUUUGGAGGUGUAGCACAAUUAUUAUGUGGACACCCUUUUGACACCAUCAAGGUCAAGCUCCAAAGCCAGCCUGCACCACUUCCUGGGCAGCUUCCCAAGUAUUCUGGUGCUAUUGAUGCUGUCAAGAAGACAUUAGCUGCUGAAGGUCCCAGGGGGUUAUACAAAGGUAUGGGUGCGCCACUUGCCACAGUAGCAGCAUUUAAUGCUGUCCUGUUCUCGGCCAGGGGACAAAUGGAGGCCUUAUUGAGGUCCCAUCCUGGUGCUCCCCUUACUGUCAAACAGCAGGCUGUUUGUGGAGCUGGUGCUGGAAUUGUAGUUUCCAUUCUAGCUUGCCCCACUGAACUCAUUAAAUGCAGGUUGCAAGCACAAAGUGUUCUUGCAGGUUCUGGUACAGCUGUUGCGGCUGUCAAGUAUGGAGGACCCAUGGAUGUGGCUAGGCAAGUUUUAAGAUCCGAAGGGGGAGUGAGAGGUCUAUUCAAGGGCAUGGUUCCAACAAUGGCGCGUGAAGUACCGGGAAAUGCCGUUAUGUUUGGUGUAUAUGAAGCAACAAAGCAGGUGCUAGCAGGGGGUUCUGAUACAUCUAGGCUAAGUAGAGGCUCCUUGAUUGCUGCCGGAGGCUUGGCUGGAGCUUCAGUGUGGUUUGCUGUUUACCCAACUGAUGUGGUUAAGAGUGUGAUUCAAGUUGAUGAUUAUAGAAACCCCAAGUUUUUUGGUUCCAUUGAUGCUUUCAGCAAGAUUUUGGCUUCAGAAGGGUUAAAAGGUCUUUACAAGGGCUUUGGUCCUGCAAUAGCUCGAAGUGUUCCAGCAAAUGCAGCUUGCUUCUUGGCUUAUGAGAUGACCAGAUCAGCCCUGGGUUGAUUUAUCUUUGUUAAUGACACAUUGUUUCAAGCAAUCAUUCUUUUAUAGGUGAUUAUGUUAUAUUAAUGUUGGUCCUUGGGAGAUAAGAGGAAGAAUCUAUAUAUUUUACGCGGAGAAUUUGGGAAAUAUUUGAGGACUCUGGAUGUUACUCUCAUACUAACAAGGGUGUGGAAACAGAGAGGUUGAGAGAGUUGUUUAUGUUUGGAUUGUUGGAAGGUUUCCAAGGGGGAGAGUCUACCACAAAUAAGUAAAACUACUUUCCGUCAAGACAUGGACGGAAAGGUUCAAGUCUCUAUGAAAAGGUAAAUUUUUGGACAAGAUUAACCUUGUCAAAAUUGCUUCAUUCCCAUUUUACCGUUUGGCUUAAUUAUUUUAUUCAGUGUUUAAUACAUGAAGAUAUAACCUGUUCAUCCAA
This is a messenger RNA of Prosopis cineraria, 1850 nucleotides long. RefSeq names its product mitochondrial carnitine/acylcarnitine carrier-like protein. Gene Ontology annotation, molecular function: L-ornithine transmembrane transporter activity. Gene Ontology annotation, biological process: mitochondrial L-ornithine transmembrane transport. The record is from RefSeq and is a predicted model, not a curated record. Lineage: Eukaryota; Viridiplantae; Streptophyta; Magnoliopsida; Fabales; Fabaceae.